GUAUUCCUCUGUGUGCGGGUAUUGCUGUUGCGUCUGCCGUUGGCUGCGAGGACACCUGUUUGGCCUAUCGUAAUGACUGAGUUGAUUCGGGUGUUUUCGGGGGCUUUGAGCUCGUCUCUUCCCCCUCUAGCAGGAGCACCACCACCAGCAGUAGCAGCACCUUUAGUACCACCAGCAGCAGGAGAUCCUGUCAAUAUGCAGGGCACACCGCUCUCGCUGCUGUCUGCAGGGGUAAAAGUAGUCGAGCUGGCAACCCUCUUAGACCUGCCAGACUUUAGUUUGUACCGCUGGGUAUUCCUAGCGGAUGACUCAGCUGCUGCAGCUGCAGCUACGGCAGCAACCCCAAACCAACAAUACCAACACAAUUCCCGGCUGCCUACCCUGCUAACGAAGAGCAAGCAGCAACCCCACCCUGCUGCUCUCGUCUAUGCAAACCAGCAGCAGCUGCAGCGCGAUAUAUUGGUGGAUAGUGGGGGACAGUCAGCGCCUGCUGCUGCUGCGGAAGGUGCAGCAAUAGCAUCACACGAUGAGGAAAUAGCGUAUGCGGAGACAGACAAUACGAGACCGGUCUCAGCAGCAGCUGCAGCAGGAACAGCAGCAGCGGGCGCAGCGCAAAUCACCGGGGGAGUAGUUUGUGUCAAUGCAUCUUUGCCUCCCGUCGAAAGCCCAGCAAAUGACAUUGGCGGCAAUAGAAGCAGCAGCAGCAGCAGAAGGAGCAGCACGACACCCAGCGAGGUGUCAACAAUCAAUAGCUCUGCCACAUUUCGACCUUUUCUGAGUGUUCUGGAAGAAAGAUACGAAGAGCAGCAGCAUCAGCGGCAAGGAUCAGGUGGAGACCUGGAUAGCGUACCUGUUGCAUCAGGACCGCAUGAAUCUCCCGAUGCUGGAAACAGCAGCAACAGUAGCAGCAGCCUUGCCGCCGCAGCGCGCCGGCUGAAUCAGAGAGCAGCAGCAGAGCCAAUCCAGAAGAUUGGUCCUGAAGACGAAGAAAUCCGCAGAAGCAUUGAAGACGACUUGCUCGAAGGCCCGGAGGAGCUAAGGGAUCUAUGGUGUGAGCUGCCACUUCAGGUGCUCCUGCAACGGCAGUGGUGUCUGUAUACCUCAGGCUUUGAGCUGCUGCUGCCAGCAGCAGCAGGGUCGGGGCCUCCGCCUGCAUGCGGCAACCAAGAAUUUUAG
Eimeria maxima is the source of this 1176-nucleotide messenger RNA. RefSeq lists its product as hypothetical. Gene Ontology annotation, biological process: Golgi to endosome transport. Lineage: Eukaryota; Apicomplexa; Conoidasida; Eucoccidiorida; Eimeriidae. The annotation marks the transcript as partial. Gene Ontology annotation, cellular component: trans-Golgi network; endosome. The transcript is spliced from 3 exons. The record is from RefSeq and is a predicted model, not a curated record.